Herpailurus yagouaroundi (jaguarundi) is the source of this 3748-nucleotide messenger RNA. It is a transcript of the gene PRMT9, whose product is annotated as protein arginine methyltransferase 9. Bases 237 to 2777 code for a protein of 846 amino acids. Lineage: Eukaryota; Metazoa; Chordata; Mammalia; Carnivora; Felidae. Gene Ontology annotation, cellular component: nucleus. The transcript is spliced from 12 exons. Gene Ontology annotation, molecular function: protein-arginine N-methyltransferase activity; histone methyltransferase activity; protein binding. Gene Ontology annotation, biological process: peptidyl-arginine methylation, to asymmetrical-dimethyl arginine; chromatin remodeling. The record is from RefSeq and is a predicted model, not a curated record.
GUCUGCAGUUUGCCGGGUUGACUCGCAGACCCCGCCUGGCAGGGAGGAGGCGGGGCUUUUGCCUGGCUAAGGUGGGCGCGCACACCACGGGCCCAGGCAUAACUUUACGUUACCGGUUUUCGCGCUCUGUUUAAGUCAUUUGGAAGUGUAGCCAACGGGACCGUUUUCUCGUUCCGUUUAGUAAAACAUCUUCACUUUGGUUAUACAAGCUUAGGUUUCAGGGCGGUGACUCUGUCAUGCCGAACUCUCGGCCCAGGCCCCGCCGGGGUGCCCGGAGUGGCGCCGGGGCAGUCGGGCGCGACCGGCUGGUGUCGCGGUCCUUGCAGAGCGCAGAGCACUGCCUGAGCGCCCAGGACUUUGGCACCGCCUAUGCCCACUACCUCCUCGUACUCAGCCUGGCGCCGGAGCUGAAAGACGACGUGAAGGAAACUUUUCAGUAUACACUGUUCAGAUGGGCUGAAGAGCUCGAUGCUCUCAAUCGAACACAAGACUUACUUGGUUGUUAUGAGCAGGCUUUGGAACUGUUUCCUGAUGAUGAAGUGAUUUGCAAUAGUAUGGGGGAACACCUCUUCAGAAUGGGCUUUAGAGAUGAAGCAGCUGGGUAUUUUCAUAAAGCAGUGAAACUAAACCCAGAUUUCAAUGAUGCAAAGGAGAAUUUUUAUCGUGUUGCAAACUGGUUGGUGGAACGCUGGCACUUUAUCAUGCUUAAUGACACCAAACGGAAUACAAUUUAUAAUGCAGCAAUCCAGGAUGCAGUUUGUUUGGGGUCCAAGAGUGUUUUGGACAUUGGAGCAGGAACUGGAAUACUAAGCAUGUUUGCUAAAAAAGCUGGAGCACACUCAGUAUAUGCUUGUGAGUUAUCCAAGACCAUGUAUGAACUUGCCUGUGAUGUAGUAGCAGCAAACAAGAUGGAAGCAGGAAUCAAACUCUUACAUAUGAAGUCACUUGACAUAGAGAUUCCAAAACACAUUCCUGAAAGAGUGUCCCUAGUUGUAACAGAAACUGUCGAUGCAGGUUUAUUUGGAGAAGGAAUUGUGGAGAGUUUAAUUCAUGCAUGGGAGCAUUUACUUUUGCAGCCAAAGACCAGAGGUGAAAAUGGUAAUUGUGAAAAGUAUGGGAAAGUUAUACCAGCAAGUGCUGUUCUAUAUGGAAUGGCAGUAGAAUGUGCAGAAAUAAGAAGACAUCAUAGGGUGUGUACUAAGGAUGUUGCUGGGAUCUGUUUACCAACAAAUGUGAAAUUUCAGAGUCCAGCUUGUUCUUCUGUGGAUACUGAAGAGACAGUGGAACCAUAUACAACUGAAAAGAUGAGUCGAGUUCCUGGGGGAUAUUUGGCUUUGACAGAGUGCUUUGAAAUUAUGACAGUAGAUUUCAACAAUCUUCAGGAAUUAAAAAGUCUUGCAACUAAAAAAUCUGGUAAAAUUGGUAUUCCUGUGAUUAAAGAAGGCAUACUAGAUGCUAUUGUGGUUUGGUUUGUACUCCAGCUUGAUGAUGAACACAGUUUAUCCACAAGUCCUAGUGAGGAAACAUGUUGGGAACAGGCUGUCUACCCCGUACAUGACCUUGCAGACUACUGGAUAAAAUCUGGGGACCAGGUGAUGAUGGAAGUGUCUUGUCAAGAUUGUUACUUAAGAAUUCAGAAUAUCAGUGUUUUCAGUUCAGAACAUGAAAUGGAUGUUGGAAAAGAUUUUAGCAAGGAUAAAGACUUGUUAUCCUUAGGAAGUGAAGCUGAACUCUGUAGUGCCCUGGCUAACCUUCAGACCAGCAAACCAGAUGCUAUGGAGCAGACAUGUAUAUUGGAAUCCACAGAAAUUGCUUUGCUUAAUAACAACCUCUAUCAUGAAAGCUUUAAAAUGGCAAUGAGAAAAGUGUUGUCUUCAUUGACUCCAGAGAAACUGUGUCAGGCCAUGGAUACUCACUGCCAGAAUAAUGAGAUGAGCUGUGGAAGUGGACAGAGUAAUUCAGAAGAGAGCAUCCCUGAACCAUUCUAUGUGUUAGAUGUUUCCGAAGGCUUCUCCAUUCUGCCCAUAAUUGCUGGCACACUUGGGCAGGUUAAACCUUACAGUUCUGUGGAGAAAGACCAACAUCGUAUAACUCUGGACCUCAUAUCUGAAGCCAAUCACUUUCCUAAAGAAACACUUGAGUUUUGGCUGAGACACGUGGAAGAUGAAUCUGCUGUGUUGCAAAGGCCAAAAUCAGACAAGUUGUGGAGUAUAAUUAUACUGGAUGUCAUUGAGCCAUCUGGGCUCAUUCAGCAGGAAAUAAUGGAAAAAGCUGCAAUAUCCAGGUGUUUGCUGCAAUCUGGAGGCAAGAUCUUUCCUCAAUAUGUGUUGAUGUUUGGGUUGCUUGUGGAAUCACAGACACUGGUAGAAGAGAGUGCUGUUCAAGGAACAGAACGCACUCUUGGAUUGAAUAUAGCACCUUUUAUUAAUCAGUUUCAGGUACCUAUACGUGUAUUUUUGGAUCUGUCCUCAUUGCCCUGUAUACCUUUAAGCAAGCCAGUGGAACUCUUAAGACUAGAUUUAAUGACUCCAUAUUUGAACACCUCUAACAGAGAAGUAAAGGUACACAUUUGUAAAUCUGGACAAGUGACUGCCAUUCCCUUUUGGUAUCAUAUGUACCUUGAUGACGAGAUUAGGUUGGAUACUUCAAGUGAAGCCUCCCACUGGAAACAAGCUGCAGUUGUAUUAGAUAAUCCCAUCCAGGUGGAAAUGGGAGAAGAAUUAGUACUCAGUGUCCAGCAUCACAAAAGCAAUGUCAGCAUCACAGUAAAACAAUGAAGAGUAGUUUUCUAAUGAAAAACUGUUCAGGUAGAGCAGCAAGUAUGCAGUUCUGGUCUGAAUUAGUAGUGGAAUUGUAUUCAUGAAAUGGGGGUAUAAAGAUUUAAUUCCUUGUAAUGGUUAAAUAUUUUUUAAAUUGAUUAAUAAAGUAUAUUUAAAAGACUUUAAAGAGGAGCGUUAUUAUAAAAAUAUUGCUGCAGCCUUCUUUUUUCAAAAAGGCUGUCAUUCAUUUUUCAAGUAAGUAAGCUUUGUUUUUAUUGCUUGGUUGUACUUACAAUGGGUUCAAUUUUCCUAAACACUUUAGUCUACAUUCUAAAUCUAUAAAUAUAAGGGAUUUGAGUCCCGUCUUCAUUGUCCUGUGUAAGCAAAGCAAAAACUUUUAAUUUUUUAGGCAUCUUGAGUUUUUUAAGUCUAAACUUAUAAUUGGGAUAUAUCAGAAAGUUGGCUUCAGUUGAAGACAGGGUUAUGGUUACUUAUAAAUUCCAAGCUUGCUUCUUUUAAAUACUUAGUAUGUUUCUGAAACUCCUUGGGUUUUGUGUUUGGAGAAUGCAAACCUGAGUAAGAAUUUAUAGCUAUAAGCUAAAUCUAAUUAUGAGAGUUAAAGAGUUAAGGAUGAAGUAAAGUUUUAAAGAGGCAGCCUUUUUCCUGGUCUACUUUGGCAAAGAAAAUGAAAAAGCUGGUAAGUUCAGGAAUGAGGUAAACCUACAUCAGUAUUUUUUAAAGUUUUGAUCCAUAUGUGCAGUAAGAAAUAUAUAAUAAUUGGUCCAAUUUUUAAAGACUUGCAACAGGAAGAUUAAUAAGAUGUGCCUUGUAAAUACUGUGUGCUCUUUGUAAGUAAGCCACAAAGAAAAUAAGACAUACCUUCUCUCUACAUCGCCUCUUCUCGUUGCUCUAGUAUUAUACUACCCAGCUUUACUUUCAAUAGAAAUGUUUAUAAUAGUGGACAGAAUAAAGACUCCAAUUACGGUGAA